This is a messenger RNA of Fulvia fulva, 555 nucleotides long. RefSeq names its product ADP-ribosylation factor 6. Gene Ontology annotation, molecular function: GTP binding; GTPase activity. Lineage: Eukaryota; Fungi; Ascomycota; Dothideomycetes; Mycosphaerellales; Mycosphaerellaceae. Gene Ontology annotation, cellular component: cytoplasm. Gene Ontology annotation, biological process: vesicle-mediated transport; intracellular protein transport. The transcript has 3 exons. The coding region runs from base 1 to 555 and encodes 184 amino acids. The record is from RefSeq and is a predicted model, not a curated record.
AUGGGUGGGAACAUCUCAAAGUUGAUGAACAAGAUCUUCGGGUCAAAGGAGAUGCGCUUGUUGAUGCUGGGUCUUGACGCAGCCGGAAAGACCACCAUUCUCUACAAGCUCAAGCUCGAUACCGACGUCACGACCAUCCCGACAGUCGGCUUCAACGUUGAGACGGUGACGUACAAGAAUACCAAGUUCAACGUCUGGGAUGUCGGAGGCCAGGACAAGAUCCGGCCUUUGUGGAGACACUACUUCUCAGGCACACAAGGACUCAUCUUCGUCAUCGACAGCAACGAUCGUGAUCGUAUCGAAGAGGCGAGAAGUGAACUGGGAAGGAUCAUUCAGGAUCGCGAAAUGAAGGAUGCGCUGCUACUGGUGUUUGCGAACAAGCAGGACAUUUCAGGAGCUAUGCGGCCCAAGGAAGUCAGCGACGCUCUGGACCUUUCAAGGAUAGCAAAGGACCACACCUGGAAGGUCGAGCCCAGCUGCGCGACUACCGGCGAAGGCAUCUUCGAAGGAUUGGCAUGGCUAAGCAACAACGUCAAGCUUCCCUCCAACAAGUGA